AUGGAGAGUAGCGAUGGUCCGACAGAGCCUGGUUCGCUUGAUUUGGGAGAUGGAGAUCCAAACCAGCAGAUCGAGGAAAUGCAAUCAUCGCUACGGAGGGAAGUUGAGACUCACGCCGGUGGAGAGAAGGCGGGAAAGAUUUGUGGUGGUUUGGGCUUUGAUAACUCAUUCCGAGUUGAUGCAAUAGGCCAGCGAGGAGGUCUUUGGCUUCUGUGGAGAUCCGGUUGUGGUGUGGUCACGAUAGAGGAAUCCUCGGAACAGUUUAUUUAUGCACGAGUGGAUGAUGGAGUAGAGAGGCUCCAUCUGAUUGUUGUUUACGCAGCUCGGACAGUCAGUCGACGCAGCGGAUUGUGGGAGGAACUUAGUGGAGUGAUCCAAGGCAUCAGUGAACCGCUAGUUGUAGGUGGCGAUUUCAAUACAAUCCUCCGGCUUGAUGAGAGAACAGGGGGAAAUGGUCGUUUAUCUCAGGACUCGGUGGCAUUUGGUGAGUGGAUUAGUGACGCCUCGUUAAUUGACAUGGGGUUUACAGGGCAUCGCUUUACAUGGAGAAGAGGUCGCACAGAGCAAUAUUACAUUGCUAAGAGACUAGAUAGAGUGCUCUGCAACGCACAGGCGAGACUGAAGUGGCAGGAGGCAUCAGUUACCCACCUUCCGUUCUUAGCUUCGGACCAUACGCCGCUGUAUGUUCAGUUAUCUCCGGUGCAGACAGGGGACUCAAGGCGGAGACCAUUUCGUUUUGAGGCGGCGUGGCUACUACAUGAGAGUUUUAAGGACUUGUUAAGGCAGUCUUGGAAUGACUCGGUAUCUACACCAAACGCUCUCCAAGGGUUAAAGGAUAAGCUCAAAAGAUGGAACCGGGAUGUCUUUGAGGAUGUUAAUAAAUGCAAGGAGGAUCUGAUGAGAGAGAUUAAGGAUGUCCAAGAUAUACUCGAGGCCCAACAGACGGACGAUCUAUUGAGCAGGGAAGAGACGUUGCUCAGAGAGCUUGAUGUUGUGUUGAAACAAGAAGAGCUCAUCUGGUUCCAGAAAUCUCGAGAAAGAUACAUAGCCCAUGGGGAUCGCAAUACAAGGUACUUCCACACCUCAACUGUGAUAAGACGAAGGCGUAAUAGGAUCAAAAGCUUGAAGGAUGAUGGAGGACAGUGGGUAUCAAGUCAAUCAGAGCUGGAGGCAUUGGCAGUGGGAUACUACAAGCGUCUCUACUCAAUGGAUGAUGUUGAGCAGGUAGUAGAGAAGUUACCACCGGAGGGAUUUUCGGGGCUAAGAAGUGAUGACAUUACCCUGUUGGAACGAGCUUUUGUACCCGAUGACGUGGAUGGAGCUAUUCAGAGCAUGGGUCGAUAUAAAGCCCCAGGCUUGGACGGCUUCCAACCGGUGUUUUAUCAUGACUGCUGGGAAAUUGUCGGACGGUCAGUACAGCAGUUCGCCUUGGAGUUUUUUUGUGACAGUCAAGUUUCCAUCCCUGGGAGAUUGAGUGUGGACAAUAUUGUUGUGGUUCAGGAGGCGGUUCAUUCAAUGAGACGUAAGAAGGGUAAGAAAGGUUGGAUGCUUUUGAAACUGGACUUGGAGAAAACUUAUGAUAGGAUCAGAUGGGAUUUCUUGGAGGAUACUCUCAAGGCAGCACACUUCCCGGCACGAUGGGUACAAUGGAUCAUGAGAUGCGUCACGGGUCCGUCAAUGUAUUUGCUGUGGAAUGGGGAAAAGUCUGAGCCAUUUGUACCGCUACGAGGCUUGCGCCAUGGGGAUCCGCUAUCUCCGUACCUAUUUGUCCUCUGUUUGGAGAGAUUAUGUCAUCUUAUAGAUACCUCGAUGGUUCGUGGUGAAUGGAAACCGAUCAGAUUAUCACGUGGAGGCCCUCAGCUCUCACAUAUCUGCUUCGCUGAUGAUUUGAUUCUAUUUGCUGAAGCGUCUUUCUCUCAAAUUAAGAUCAUUCGACGCAUUUUGGAGCGGUUCUGUGAAGCAUCGGGGCAGAAGGUCAGUUUGGAGAAGUCAAAGAUCUUUUUCUCUGGGAAUGUUAGUCGAGAUCUAGAGAAGCUGUCACAGGCGAGAGUGGGAUCAAGUUAA
Molecule: messenger RNA, 2064 nt
Organism: Microthlaspi erraticum
Lineage: Eukaryota; Viridiplantae; Streptophyta; Magnoliopsida; Brassicales; Brassicaceae
Source: the annotation of a GenBank genome assembly